CGGCGGCGUCCGCGCGGAGGGCCGGCGGCCGAGAGAGGCCGCGCGCGGAACAUGGCCGAGAAGCAGAAGCACGACGGACGGGUGAAGAUCGGACACUACGUUCUGGGGGACACGCUGGGCGUCGGCACCUUCGGCAAAGUGAAGAAUACCAGGUGAUCAGCACUCCAACAGACUUUUUCAUGGUAAUGGAAUAUGUGUCCGGAGGUGAAUUAUUUGACUACAUCUGUAAACACGGACGGGUUGAAGAGAUGGAAGCCAGGCGGCUCUUCCAGCAGAUUCUGUCUGCUGUGGAUUAUUGUCAUAGACAUAUGGUUGUUCAUCGAGACCUGAAACCAGAAAAUGUGCUGUUGGAUGCCCAUAUGAAUGCCAAGAUAGCUGAUUUUGGACUAUCUAAUAUGAUGUCAGAUGGUGAAUUUCUUCGAACUAGUUGUGGUUCUCCUAAUUACGCAGCACCUGAAGUCAUCUCAGGAAGAUUGUAUGCGGGUCCUGAAGUUGAUAUCUGGAGCUGUGGGGUUAUCCUGUAUGCCCUUCUUUGUGGCACUCUCCCAUUUGAUGAUGAGCACGUGCCUACACUGUUUAAGAAGAUCCGAGGGGGUGUGUUUUAUAUCCCGGAAUAUCUCAAUCGCUCGGUUGCCACUCUCCUCAUGCAUAUGCUCCAGGUGGACCCCCUGAAACGAGCCACUAUCAAAGACAUCCGAGAACAUGAAUGGUUUAAGCAAGAUUUGCCCAGUUACCUAUUUCCUGAAGACCCCUCCUAUGAUGCUAACGUCAUUGAUGAUGAGGCUGUGAAAGAAGUAUGUGAAAAAUUUGAGUGUACAGAAUCAGAAGUAAUGAACAGUUUAUACAGUGGUGACCCUCAAGACCAGCUCGCGGUGGCUUAUCAUCUGAUCAUUGACAAUCGGAGAAUAAUGAACCAAGCCAGCGAGUUCUACCUUGCCUCUAGUCCUCCAACUGGUUCUUUUAUGGAUGAUAGUGCCAUGCAUAUUCCCCCAGGCCUGAAACCACAUCCAGAGAGGAUGCCACCCCUUAUAGCAGACAGCCCCAAAGCACGAUGUCCACUGGAUGCACUGAAUACGACUAAACCCAAAUCUUUAGCUGUGAAAAAAGCCAAGUGGCAUCUUGGGAUCCGAAGCCAGAGCAAACCAUAUGACAUUAUGGCCGAAGUGUACAGAGCUAUGAAGCAGCUGGACUUUGAAUGGAAGGUAGUGAAUGCAUACCAUCUUCGAGUAAGAAGAAGAAAUCCAGUGACUGGCAAUUAUGUGAAAAUGAGCUUACAGCUUUACUUGGUUGACAAUCGGAGCUAUCUUUUGGACUUUAAAAGCAUUGAUGAUGAGGUAGUGGAACAGAGGUCUGGUUCUUCAACACCCCAGCGUUCCUGUUCUGCUGCUGGCUUACACAGACCGCGGUCAAGUUUUGAUUCCACAGCUGCAGAGAGCCAUUCACUUUCAAGCUCUCUGACUGGCUCCUUGACCGGAAGCACGAUGUCUUCAGUUUCCCCUCGCCUGGGUAGUCAUACCAUGGAUUUUUUCGAAAUGUGUGCCAGUCUGAUUACUACUUUGGCCCGUUGAUAAUCUAUUGCUGAUUUCUUUUUGUUACUGCACUGUGAAAAUCACAUAUUCUUUAAAUUAUUAUCUCACUUCUGGAUAUCAUAUGCUCUGCAAUAUUAAUAGACAUGAACAUUUCCAGGGAACAUGUGAUAUCGAAAUUACUGAUACACAAAAGUCUGGUAUUUUGUUUACUUUUGGAACUCCCUAAUUCUAUUGUGCCUAUGGUAAAUUCGCAUAGGUAGUACCUUUAAUGGAUGCACAUGAAUGAAGUUUGUUCAUUUAUACCUGUGAGUUCACCACAUGGGGAACACACCUCACUGAUGAAUCAGCUAAUCUAGGGAUGGUUUGAUUUAUACUUACUUGUUUCUUGUUUGGUGCACAGAAAUCCAGUUUGCUUCCUGAAUUUCAGCAGGUUUUAGGCUGUUUAGGCUCCUAAUUUUCUUGCACAAGAAGAUUAAGAAAUAAGCAUUAAUAAAUUAUGAUUUAAAUGCAGAAAUCUUAAAAAACUGCCCUCUAAACAUCAGAAACCAAAAUAAUUUUAACAAGCUCUGCAAAUACCGCCGAUGCUCACCACAGGGCUGCCUCUGUUAACAGGCGCCCCGGUUUCCAGAUUUCUUAAAGUAGCCGUAACCAGCUCCAGAUUUUAUCUUGGGAUGUCCCUGAAAAACAGUAUGUAUCUUAAGAGUCUUCAGCAUUCUACUUAGUAGUACAGCAUCUGGAAUUACCAACAAUUUCUUUCUACCAUAAAUGUAUAUAGUUUAAAAGUCCACCUCCAAAAAUUACCUUCUGACUACUUUUGUACGCAUUUUAUGAAAAAUGAUAAGACAGUUGAGGGGCUAGAGGUGGUGCUCACGGUCGCGUGCAUGCCAGGCAUGUGAAAAGCCCUGAGUUAAAU
This is a messenger RNA of Nannospalax galili (Upper Galilee mountains blind mole rat), 2442 nucleotides long. It is a transcript of the gene Prkaa2, whose product is annotated as protein kinase AMP-activated catalytic subunit alpha 2. The record is from RefSeq and is a predicted model, not a curated record. NCBI's taxonomy places the organism in Eukaryota, Metazoa, Chordata, Mammalia, Rodentia, Spalacidae. Gene Ontology annotation, cellular component: cytoplasm. Gene Ontology annotation, biological process: intracellular signal transduction; protein phosphorylation. Gene Ontology annotation, molecular function: AMP-activated protein kinase activity; ATP binding.